UUGUGUUGUGUAGGGCUCCGGACUCCCUGGCCGGUCUGGACCAGCUCAGCUCAGACGAGUCAGAGUCAGAACACACAUGUAUGCAGUGUAAGUGUGCAUUCCCUGCAUAUACAAGACACUAUGAUUGUUUCAUAGACAAAAGAGUAUUUUUUGCAUUUUGUUGAAGUUUUGUUUCAACCAAACUAAAAAUUUAAUAUUUUUCCCAGCGCGCCUCAGUCCUUUGUCUGAAGUACUUGUGGCUUCAUUGUGCAGCUGCAGGCAGAAGUGCCACUAUGGCGUCUUAGGAGAACUUUGACUGUUGCCUGUGUGUGUGUGUGGUGGCAAAGAGGUCAUGUGCUAGUACCGCUAGCUGUCUAUUCUGUACUACAGUCUACAGAGAUUCUUUGUUGGCUUCUGAUCUGAGCCCACGCGGACAUAAAACUCCGUGUUGCCACUCACUGUGUUGUUGGAAAUGGCCACGGCGGAUGGGGGUGAGGACACUUCGUCGUUCAAUUUCGGCCAGGGCGGUAUCUAUGAAGUAGACAAGAUCGUGGACGUGAAGAAAAAGAAGAAUGGAACCUUGUUGUUUCGCGUUAGAUGGGACGGAUUCGGCGCUGACGAUGACACCUGGGAGCCUCGCGAGAAUCUGCUGACUUGCGAUGGAAUUGUAGUGGACUUCAUAACCCGCAACCCGCAGUUGUACGAUUUGCUGUCCAUUGCGUUUCCAUCUCAAGUCCAGGCAGUCAGAGCUGCGGCAGGCACGAAGGAUGUUACCACCAAGUCUUCAUUGCCUCCACCGGCAAAGAAAAAGACUGGUCAACGACUAAAGCCGACUGCCAUCGCAGUAGACAGCACACCAACAGAGUCCGCACCGAAGAGAAAGUAUGUCCGAAAGGCCAAGCCCAAGGAGAAGCAGCAGACCGGAAAGUCAGCUGGUGGCCCCGGUAAAGUCAGCCUGGGGGCUAUGGACGUACCUUUGCCAGUCAAACGCAAGCGGCAGUACAUCCCUCCCGAGGACUCCAGUGAUGGUAGCGAGCAUGCUGAAAACAAGCCAGGUCCUGCAUCCAAGAAGGCACGUCUUGAAGGGCCAAAUGAUGAUCAUUCUGAAGACGAGAAUGCCUUCCUCUCUGGAAAGAAUCAGCGUGAAUUCGGCGACAGGAGCUUGUUUGAUACUGAGGCAGAUGGUCCAAGUGCCAAAGAGGGAAAGAAAUCGAGUUCUGCGGGGUCAUUAAGCAGUCCUACCAGAUCAUUAAGCGGGAGGAUAUUCUCUGACAAUGAGUCUGGCGAAGCAUCUCCUUGUGCACCCCUUCCCGCUAAUCCAGUGGGAGGCACCGCAGUAUCCCGCUCCGCCUUUCAGGCUCUAUCAUCUUCGUUGUCCUCCAGCAUAGCAGAGCCGUGGGCCAAGAAACCUAGUGAUAAAGUGCGGCCUGUACCUGUGUCCACAACAGUUGAACCCACUGCUGUCUCCACUGCUGUCUCCACUGCUGUCUCCAGUACGAAGGCACAUGUACGCCAACCUAACGUUGUUGCUGGUGCUGCUAAGGUUGCCACAGCCUCUAGUUUUGCAUCAGCAGUCACAGCAGCUACUACCAAGGCUGCUAGCCAAAAGCUAUCACCAGGUGUCGCUUCAGCCAGUGCAUCUCGCCCACAGUUGAGUGCACAGCCGCUAUCUGCUAAACCUGCAUCAGCCAUGACCAGCACAGCACACCCAACACCAUCUGCACCGCUCUCAGCUUACCCGGAGGCAACACAGAUCAGUACAUCACGCCCAACUUCAUCUGCACUGCAGUCGGCUAAGCUGGAGGCGGCAAUGACCAGUGCACUACGUCCAAAACCCGCUGUACCAAUCACUAAGCCCUGGGCAGCAAAGAGCAGUCCAGCACAUCCACUUUCCUCCGUACCGUCGCCAACUAAGCCUGCACCGGCAGCAAGGAGUAGUGCAUUGCAGACACAUGCUGCCGCCACAGAUGCACUGGCAUUGCAAACACCCACUUGCACAAGUCCGGCACCAGCAUCUGGUGCUGCUGGUGCAUCCUCAACAACAACAACAACAGCGGCGACAACAGCAUCAGGCACAGGAACAGCAUACUCUAGUCGGACAGGAACGCCAGGUAUCAGCACGAGUGCACUCAUGCAGGCUGACGAUGGGCCUCUGUGGAAGCCCCCGCGUCUGAUUAGCAGCAGCCAGGCCAAGCUGCAAGCGCAGAAGACGCAGCUGGCUGGAGUGAGCAGCAAGGGAGAGGCAAGCAGUAGCAAGAUGUCCAACGUAACCAGUCUGACACCGCCGCCACUGGAGCAGGCACCCAAGAUCCAGCGGACUGGCAUGAGCUCAGCUGUUAAGAUUGCCAACACGAAAGCUUGGGUGCAGAUGCAAUCUGAGCACGGCCCGCCUGCAGGGCACUUGUUGGGUGGUGCACCCGACGACAGCGUGGGCAUUGUACCAGCUGCUGCUGCUACUGCCGAUGACCGCUUGCCUGCUCCGUCGCAUUAUGCAUUGUCAUCUUCACAAGUUGGCCAAGAUGCAGCCCCAGUAGCUGCCAAUCGGUCCACGUCAGGCGCACAGUCAACGGCAGCAUCAGCAUCCGUAACAUCAGCGCCUGGAAGACCUGAUCAGCACCGCAGUGUGAGUCGGUAUGAGCACAAAGCAGCAGUAGCAGCAUCACCAGCUGAGCAAACAGCUCAGACUGCAAAUGCCAUCUCUGAGCAUCAACAGGACUACGGAGAUAUGGACUCAGACCGUGAUGAAGACAAGCUCACUUUGAACUUGUCCGACUCUUCUGAUAAUUCUCUGGAUCUACCGUUUGGUGUGAACAUGGAUUCCAAAGACGCUGAUGCUGGUAUUGCUGAUAUGCCGCCACUGCUGGCCAGCGCACAGCAACGUCAACCCAGCGAAGCUGUGGCAUCUCUGCUUGCUCCUGCACCUGCGCUUGCCGUUUCCACUGCUCCUGCAGCUACAGGGGGUGUUAGUUCAAAGGUUGCCAGCUCUAUGCCAGCUGCUUCUGCUGCUGCUGCUGCUGCUGCUGGUGGUGGUGGUCGUGAUCCGGUUCCCACAGGGCUUCAGAAACCGGCAACUAGCAGUACCCAGGCUGUGGAAACAGAGUUUGAUUUCGAUGAUGCAUCAUCUGACGAAGAGGACAUGUUCGAGGCACACGUAGUACCUGCAGUCGGAUCAGCUACUGUGGAGAAGGUGAUCCCCUACAACAUGAUGAAGGAGGCUGUGAAGACGAGCAAUACGGCGGUGAUUGAGCAAGCGCUGCGCAGCGGCUUUGACAUGGAGCUGACGGAAGGCAUGCAGGGCGUCACGCUGCUGAUGAUCGCGGCCAGCGCACGCCAGGACCCCAGCGUGCGCAUGCUACUGGCCAGUGGUGCUCAGGUCAAUGUGGCACAACGCAACGGACUCACGGCGCUGAUGAUUGCUGCCGACCAGGGCUUUGCGUCGAUUUGCGACAUGCUGAUCAAGGCUGGCGCAUACCUGAACGUCCAACAGAACAACGGAGAGACCGCUCUCAUGAAGGCAGCUCGGAGGGGCUCAGUGGAAGUGGUUGAGCUACUGGUAAGAGCUGGUGUCAACACCAUCGUGACGUCCCAAGUUAGCUUGACAGCAGCGGAAUAUGCGACCAAGCAUCGGCAUGAGGGCGUCUGCAACACCAUCCGGUCGUACUACACCUCUGUUACGACGCAGGUGCGUACGUUCAUUGCAAAUGUUCUCAGUCACAACGGACUGGGUACUAUGAGACUGCCAAUCAAGCCGCUCCACUGCAUCUCCCCAGGUGAAGCGUCCGAAGUUCACCUGCCAUUCACUUUCCAGCCGCAGGAGAACCAAUCUGUGAAUGUACGGCUAUUCCUAGUCCGCCUUCAUGCAAGCAGUGCUCGCUUUGAGCUGAGCUGGUUGAGCUCCAGUUCAAGCUGCACUAGCGAUGUGUACUUGAACAAUCAACAUGUGACCCCAAUGGCAAUCAGCAACAAACCAAUAUCUAUCUACCAGCUGUGGCCGCAGAGAGGCUCGAAUCGUUUACGUCUUCAACUCACUGGUACUCUGCCCUCAUCGCCACGCAAUAAGCAGCAGGACAUUGUGUGCGCAUGCAUCUACAACACAUCCAAUUCCACGUAGCUGCCCGCUGCCACUGGGUUUUGUUUUGCUACACGUUCAAUGUCGCGAGUCUGGCUACCGUCGAAUUCCAACAACAAUCUGCACACGUUGAACAUAGGACUCCCAAUGCCUGCCAGCUAUCCUGAUUUGCUCCGCGCUCUAUGACGACGAAAUGCCCUGUGUUCUUUUUUUCUCCGUUCUACACUCACACAAAGGUCGAACGAAUGAGCAAAUAUCAGUGUAGUGUCUUUUUCCUCAGUCUAGUUUCUAGUCUGCAUGCAUGUAUGUAGUGCAGAAUUAUUUGCAGCUGCCCUUCCCAAUGGACAGCUGAUCAGUCUUCUUUCUUCUUCUUCGUUUUAGACUGCAGCAAAAAUGAACAAAACCUGUGACUGGUCCUCCUCGUCAUGCCGGUCAAAGUUCGAAGGGGCUAAACCUAUUGAGCUUGAUUUUAAAAAUGCUGGCUAUUUUCUCAUUUUUGUACCUUGCACGUUUUAGAGAUGUAGCUGGUUUACUCGCAGUGGUGCUGAUACUAUUCGAUUGUGGCACUCUUCUGAACUUUC
Molecule: messenger RNA, 4629 nt
Organism: Sycon ciliatum
Lineage: Eukaryota; Metazoa; Porifera; Calcarea; Leucosolenida; Sycettidae
Product: mucin-19-like
Exons: 13
Coding region: 452-4090 (1212 amino acids)
Molecular function (GO): protein binding
Source: RefSeq, a predicted model, not a curated record